Molecule: messenger RNA, 4214 nt
Organism: Gigantopelta aegis
Lineage: Eukaryota; Metazoa; Mollusca; Gastropoda; Neomphalida; Peltospiridae
Product: protein IWS1 homolog
Exons: 18
Coding region: 79-3015 (978 amino acids)
Biological process (GO): poly(A)+ mRNA export from nucleus
Cellular component (GO): nucleus
Source: RefSeq, a predicted model, not a curated record
GUUUACGGACCAGUCAAUUGUUAAAAAGAGCCAUGUUUUCAGAAUAUUUUUAAAUUGCUAUUCUACGUAUGUUUAAUUAUGGAUCUUGACGAAUCAGUGAGUGGUGGAAGCACUCCGGUGCAGGAUGAACCAGCCUACAGCGAAGAAGAAGGAGAACGGCCUGUUACUCCAGGAGGCAGUGAUGGAGGACCACAAGAGGUCAAGGCCAUGUCAGAGGAAGAGGAGGACUACCAGCCCGGUGCUGUUGCUGUGGCUAACGAUGAUGAAGACUAUGUGAGCGAUGGUGGCGAGGUUGAAAGGGAGGAGGUUCAGCAGGAGGUUGACGACGAGGAGGUGGAGCGAGAGAUGGUGGAGCGGGAUGUGGAGCAGGACUCGGAUGCUGAGAUGCUCGAAUCAGGUAAUGAAGUACAUCGCGGGUCAUUUGAUUCGCCGCUCACCGGCCGAGACGUGCAGGUGUCCGAGGAGAGACGUCCCGUCUCACCCAUGAGCGUCGGCAGUGACCAGCGGGGUCCCGAUUCCCCAGUAUCCUCACAGGAACAUUCCGUGUCCCUGGUAGGCGGUAAUGCUCCUGUGUCGCCCUUGGAGGAGCUGUUUCCUGAGGACGGAGAUUUCGAGUCAUCCCCCGUGCCCCAGUACGCGAUGUCUACCCCGAUUGGGGACUCCCCCCGUGGUGAUGAUUAUGUAGGUUAUGGGUCACCAGCUGGUAGUGACCUGCAGACUCACGGUCAGAGUCCGUCAGUUGCUCGGUUCACCUCGUUGGACCAGGAAAGUUUUCAUGGUUCGCCUGUGAGAAGUGGUUUACAGUCGCCCACAGGAAGUGGACCACCAUCCCCAGCAGGAAGUGGCCCCCAGUCCCCAACAGGAAGUGGUCCGCAGUCCCCAACAGGAAGUGGCCCACAGUCCCCAACAGGAAGUGGUCCGCAGUCACCAGACGCUCCUAUGUAUUCCCCAACAGGCAGUGUUCCUGCUUCUCCGGCCAGAAGUAUUCCAGGGUUAAAGUGGGCAUCUGUCUCACCUCAGAGGUCACGAAGGUCAGCUUCUGGUUUGGCUCCAGGGUCACCAACAGGAAGUGCUCCAGGGUCACCAACAGGAAGUGCCCCAAGGUCACCAAGGUCAAAGAGCAGAAGCCCUCCAGGAUCUCCUAGAUCAAGGUCGGGAUCACCUGUACGGUCAAGGUCAGGAUCGCCGUCACGGUCAAGGUCAGGAUCGCCGUCACGGUCAAGGUCAGGAUCGCCUGCACGGUCAAGGUCAGGAUCGCCUGCACGGUCACGGUCAGGAUCGCCUGCACGGUCACGGUCAGGAUCGCCUGCACGGUCACGGUCAGGAUCGCCUGCACGGUCACGGUCAGGAUCGCCUGCACGGUCAAGGUCAGGGUCACCAGCCCGAUCGAGGUCUGGUUCGAGGUCAAGGUCAGGUUCACCUGCGAGGUCAGGGUCGGGUUCACCUACACGGUCGAGGUCACAGUCAGGUUCACCUGCGAGGUCACGGUCAGGUUCACCUGCGAGGUCACGGUCAGGUUCACCUGUGAGGUCACGGUCAGGUUCGCCAGCGAGGUCACGGUCAGGUUCCCCAGGAUCUGCACGGUCACGGUCAGGUUCACCAGCAGGUUCUCAUAGGUCAAGGUCACGAAGUAACAGUGCCGGGUCACACAGGUCACGGUCGAGGAGUGCAAGUCCUGCCGGCACUCCGCGGUCGAGAAGUAGGAGUGGCUCUCGGUCUCCACGGUCACCGGGCAGCGGCGGAGGGGGGUCUAACAAGGAGAAUGACGAGGAGAGACGGAUGACUGUAGACAGUGAAGGGGAAGACGGUGAACAGAAGGGUGGAGAAAAGACACAUGGGUCUGAUGAGGAAGCUAGAAAAGGUGCAGAGGAUGACAGUGACAAAGAGUCAGUAGCAGAUGAACUGAUCGCCGAUAUCUUUGGCUCAAGUGAUGAAGAUGAAGAAUUCGAAGGUUUUGGGGAAGCUGAUGUGGAAGCACCAUCAAGGAAAGACAAAACGAAACCCACGAUAGCGUCAGAUGAUGAGGAGGCUGGAGGGGAUCACGUGAGUUCAGAGAAUAAAGAAGCAGCACCCGAGCUGUCGGAUGAUGAAAACGAGGACGCUCUCCGGCAAUCAUCCAAGGAUGAUUUUGUGUCUGACUUUGAGGUGAUGUUGAUGCGUCGUAAGGAGGAGAAUCAGUCGCGGAGACGCAAGCGUAAAGACUGUGACAUGAUCAAUGACAACGAUGACCUUAUUGCGGACCUCAUCCAGAAGAUGAAGCAGUCCGCCGAGGACGACCGUGAAUUGAACCGAACACACAAGGCUGCCACGAAAAAGAUGAAAUUCCUUCCGUUCAUCACAGCUCAGUUAAACAAGUCAGAUCUUCACAUGAUCUUCCUCGAUUCGGGAAUUCUAAGUGCUAUUACUGAAUGGCUGGCUCCUCUACCUGACAGAAGUUUGUCACAUUAUUCCAUUCGGAAAACUUUACUUCACGUCCUCGGAGACUUUCCACCAGGAGCGAUCAAUGCCGACAACCUGCGUAACAGUGGGAUUGGGAAAGCCGUCAUGUAUCUGUACAAACACCCGAAGGAGACUCGUGAGAACAAGGAAAAGGCCGGGAAAUUGAUCAACGAGUGGUCUCGGCCGAUUUUCAACCUGACAUCCAACUACAGCUUACUGUCGAAAGAGGAGAGAGAACAGCGAGACUACGAACAGCUGCCGAAGAAACGCAGAAUCACUUUGGAGGGUGGACAGACACCAAGACGAGACAUUGACAAGGCUCUUGCUGGAGACCAGAAGGCUCUGAGACCCGGUGACCCUGGGUGGGUGUACAGAGCGCGGGUCCCGGCCCCGUCAAACAGAGACUACGUCGUGAGACCCAAAUCCAGCAUGGAGUACGUCGAGAGAAAGGGUGGAGGAAAGAAGGAGAAGACGAGAUACGAGAAGCAUGCGCUGGCCUUCAAAGAGAAGAAGAAAAACAACAAAGUGCAGAGAGCCGUGGCCAUCAGCAUUGAGGGAAGGAAGAUGGCACUGUGAGAAGUCAGGUGGUAAAACCGAACUGGAAAUCAUCGGUCACUCAAAAAGAAUAAAACGAGUAUAAUAAUCAAUAAUCGCGCUGUGUGAAAACCGUGUGUUAUUGGUUAAAAUAGCACUGUCAAAAUAACCUUUAACAGCACCGAACAAAACAGAAACAGUGUUAUUGGUUAAAUGAGAAAGACUGGGGAAAAAACAUGAUACUUGUUUUAAAAAAACCCAUUGAAAAUCAUUUUGGAAGUGUUUCUGGUUAAAGAAAAACAUUUUGAAAAAAAAAAAAAUGUUACUAGAUGCUAGAAUUAUUUGGCAGUAUGUAAAACCAUGUGUUUUUGUUAAAAUUAUUUAACAUUGCAAAAAUGUUACUGGUUGAAAUAGAACUAGAAAUGUUUGGCAGUAUGUAAAACCAUGUGGGUUUUUGUUUUUGUUAAAAUAACUGCUUGAAAUAGAACUGGAAAACAUCACCCAGUGCCACACUGUGUGUGUGUUUUGGUUGAAAAAAGCUUUGUGAAACAACUGUUACUGUUCCAGUAGUUUUGUAAAAAAAAUAACAAAAAAGCAUAUGGCAUUGUGUAAAAAAAACCCUCAGAUCAUGUGUUACAAAAAGCACCAUAAAAUAUAUAGCAACGCCAAGACUUCAAAGUAUAUGGUAUGACAACACCAUUAGUGUCAUGGCAAUCGCAUACUGCAUCAAAGGUAUUGUGACCCAUGUGGCAUAGUGAAAACCAAAUUAGAGUUACUGUGAAAGCCAAACAGAACUGUGAAAGCCAAACAGAACUGUGAAAGCGAAAUAGCAGGGUGGAAGCAACACAGUAUGGUAAAUCUAUUGAGAACUGAAGCCACACGACACUAAAAAGCAUGGGGGACCACACUACAGCACCGUGAAAUCAAAUAGACUUGAGUACUGAACAUUUUUGUUUAAAAGAAAGGGUUGAAUUUAUGAAGCCAGAUUUUCUGAAACACCUGUGUUUAAGCAUUGUGAAUGUACGUUGUUAUAUGCAUGUAAGACAUAAUCAGGCUUUGUAUAUUCGGACCAAAAGGACUGAAAACUCUGUGUUUUGUGAAUUAUUCAUACCAGCGUUAGCUGAGUGGUGCAGUCUGUCCUUACUGAUUUCAAUGAAAUUGAAGAGGAAUGUAUUAUUAUUGUUCUUGAAAGAUGACUGUUUGUGUAUAUGCUAGAUAUACAUGUACCAAUCCCUUGUAAA